AUGUCAGCGGGGCAAGAGCUGAGGCUGCUGAAGCCCGCGGCAGGUGCAGCAUCCCAAAGCAAUGUCACCUCUGCCAGUGAUACCACUGAUUCUUCUGCUCCUUCUGCUCAGACAGUUCAUGCACCUGGUUUUCUGCCACUGAGGCCAGAGACUGAAAACUCAAUUGCUUUUCCUGUUUUCUCGUCUGUUGUUACAGCCGACAUUACUCCUAUUCAGCGAUUUCAGACUGCCUCUCGAGCCGCCACUGCUCUGAACUUCGCCUGCUCAUCUGUUGUUACCGUCGCCACUGCUCCCAUUCAGCAUGUUCAGCCUGCUCCUCCAGCCGCUGCUGCUCUAGAAUACACACCCUCGUCUAUUCAUACAGUCGACAUCGCUCCUGUUCAGCACGUUGAGACUGUUCCUCAAGCCGCUACUGCUCUCGAUUCCGCUUCCUCAUCUGUUGUCACAGCCGGCUCUGCUCCUAUCCGGCACGUUCAGACUGUCCCUCGAGCCGCCACUGCUCUGAACUUCACAUUCUCCACUGUUUGCACAGCCGCCACUGUUCCUGUCGAACCUACGCCAUCUGAUACAGUUCAUAUCCCUCGCGCAGCCUUUGCGGCACACGCAACCCAACUUCGUCGUGUGUUUGAGAUCUUUGAAGGCAUGUAA
This is a messenger RNA of Aureobasidium melanogenum CBS 110374, 648 nucleotides long. RefSeq lists its product as uncharacterized. The transcript has 2 exons. Bases 1 to 648 code for a protein of 215 amino acids. The record is from RefSeq and is a predicted model, not a curated record. NCBI's taxonomy places the organism in Eukaryota, Fungi, Ascomycota, Dothideomycetes, Dothideales, Saccotheciaceae.